GGCUACAUGGUGGAGCUGACGUCCCACCAGGGCAGUGUGGGCAGGGUGCUGCGUGCGGGCAGUGCCCUCCUGGGUGAGGGCCAUUUAACGGAGGAGGAGGAGAAAGAGGUCAGGGAGCAGAUGAACCUCCUCAACUCCCGCUGGGAACACCUCAGAGUGGCUAGCAUGGAGAAACAGAGCAGACUCCACGAGGUGUUGAUGGACCUUCAGCACCAGCAGUUGAAGCAGCUCACUGAUUGGUUGGAGCUGACAGAGGGGCGGAUCAAGAGGAUGGGGGCUCAGCCUAUGGGGCCAGACCUGGAGGAUGUUAAACACCAAGUAGAGGAACACAAACUGUUGCAGGAGGACCUAGAGUUGGAGCAGGUGCGUGUCAACUCUCUGACACACAUGGUGGUGGUGGUGGAUGAGAACAGUGGAGACAGCGCCACCGCUGCCCUGGAGGAGAAACUACAGCACCUGGGAGACCGGUGGGCAGCCAUCUGUAAGUGGACAGAGGAGCAUUGGGUUCUGCUACAGGAGAUCCUGCUCCAGUGGCAACACUUCACUGAGGAACAGUGUUCGUUUGACUCAUGGUUGACUCAGAAGGAGAAGUUGGUUCUGUCCAUCCAGAGCAGUGGCAUCAAGGAGCAGAGUGACAUGGUGGCCAACCUGAGAAGACUAGCGACGGUGAAGGGUGACCUGGAGAUGAAGAGGCCGACCAUGGACAAGCUGUGUUCUCUGUGUCAGGACCUCGUCUCCUCAGUGAAGAACAAAGAGGUGGCUCAUAAGCUGGAAGCCAGGCUGGAGAGCUUAAGCCCAACGCUGGGACAGAACUGGUGCAGAGCCUGGAUAGGAGCAGCUCACAG
This is a messenger RNA of Oncorhynchus gorbuscha (pink salmon), 845 nucleotides long. Its product is annotated as dystrophin-like. Gene Ontology annotation, molecular function: protein binding. The record is from RefSeq and is a predicted model, not a curated record. NCBI's taxonomy places the organism in Eukaryota, Metazoa, Chordata, Actinopteri, Salmoniformes, Salmonidae. The annotation marks the transcript as partial. Gene Ontology annotation, biological process: synaptic signaling. Gene Ontology annotation, cellular component: plasma membrane. The transcript is spliced from 6 exons.